GCAAAGACGCUCGCCCAACCACCAAAGAGACGACAAUGCGUCUUUGAGCAAUCGCAUACCCACUAAUCUGCGCAGCCAUACCAAUCAUCAAUAACCUCACCCAGAUGUCUCAAAUAACCAUUGAAGUCGUUGUUCUCUAGUUCGUACUGGCAAUUGCUACUCAACAGUUAGCCAUCAUGGCGACUCCCCCAUCAGCUGGGAAAAGGGGCCCCUCAGUUCUCGUAAGUCAAAUAUCUAGUAUACCGCUCAGCAUAACACUCAACGACCGUCGGACAAAUUGGCAUAUUAUCUCCAUAAAGUCCAGAGUAUACAGCAACUAAUUCUUCAAAGGUCACCGACUCCCGCGAACGCGGUCCCGCGGCACGAACCUCCAACCAAAGACCUAACCCCAACACCCCCGGCGCCCCUCGAGAAAGACCUCCAACCACACGCCUGAUAUCCGUCGACAACGUCCUCCAAUAUGCCUCUCAAAUCCCUUCAGGUCAAGCCCGUGGCCCCCCAGGCCGACGACCACCGCUCCCAAACCAGCGGCGCACAAGUAGCGGUCAUAGGGUAACACAACAAAGCAUGCCAGGUCGAACGACGAAAGUUAGUGAAAAACUAGUUUUGAUCCCCGAAACGGUCAGCGAGAAGGAGGAAUCCGAUGAUGAAAUCGGAGAGGGGGAUAUUAGGAGAGGGGAAGGGGAGGAGGGGCCAUUAAAAGAUGCGGAAAUGGAUGUUCUCAAGAAGAGAGGCGGCAUUAGGGGGAAGAGUUAUGCGGAACGAUUGCCCAAGGCCAAACGAACGGAGAAGGUUGCGAGGGUUACGGCUUAUUGUACGGCGCAGGGGUAUAAGACUGCGUCUACGGCCAAGUUUGUGAAGGAGAGACAUGGUGCUAAGACGAAGCUUUAUGAUGAUUGUCUGUACACCGUCUAUCACCUACCGUUGUUGCCAGGCUCGGAAGGCUUCCGAAUAAAGAGUAGUCCAAUCUUGAAAAGUCCGGGAGGUAAAGCGGUGUUGGAUAUGGAGAUUGAGAGGAGUGAACAACGGGAUUAUCACGAGGGUUAUUUUGAGGACACAGAUACCUACGGCGUCAGAGGAGGCGAGGAAAGUCCAAGACACGAAAGCGAAGAAGACCGAGAAAGAAGAGAAGAAGAGGGCCGACGAAGUAGAGAAGAACUACGAGUCUUCGAACAAGGUCCCAGAAUGGAUAGUCCCAACCGUGUCGCCCCGGAUGCGACCACCUUCGCCGAAAUGUUCGUCUUCUCCUAUGGCGUAGUAGUAUUCUGGAACUUCACGGAACGACAAGAAAAAGACAUCCUCGCGGAUCUAACCUUCUCAGAACACCAACUCGGCGUCUCCCUCGUCUCCCAGCCUCUAGACGAGGAUGACUUCGAGACCGAGGAGCUCCAUUUCGAAUACAGUCCUCUCGUCGAGAGACCCAGAGUGUUUAACGAUAUGAUCACUCUCCGAAGCGGAGACCAUAUGAUCAAACUCGCCAUGUCCCACGCCAUCGCCCAAAGCACCAAACUCUCCUUCUUCGAAGAAAAAAUGUCCCAAACAAUGCUCGACGCCCAACACGUGCCCAAGCAAUUAGCUCUCACGGGAAAACUAGGCAUGUCACGGAAGGAAAUCGUAAAAAUCCUAGGACGACUAUUCAAAAGCCGCGUAGACGUUAAUCUCUGUUGGUCCCCCUUCCCACCUCUCCCAUUCCUCCACCACUAACAAACACACCCACAGCAUCCAACAUCCUCGACGUCCCCGAUUUCUUCUGGAACUCCGAACCAACCCUACACCCCCUCUACUACGACUUCCGUGGCUACCUCGAAAUCACCCCCCGCAUCAAGGUCCUCAACGAGCGCUGCAAAGUCUUCCUCGACCUCGCCGAGAUCCUGUCCGACAACUUCGCCGACACCAAGAUGAGCACCAUCACCUGGAUCGUCAUCAUGCUCAUCGUCAUCAGUAUCGCCGUUACGGUCACUGAGGUGGGUCUCCGUUUCGGGAUGUUGGAGCGCGGGAAGAUCGAUCGUGGUGUGGGCGUGGGUGUUGGUGGGGGGGAAGGAAGGAUUGGCAAAGCGGGAUUAAGUGGUCUUGCGAGGGGGGUGUGGUGGAAGGGGAGGUUGGUGGAGAAGGAGAGGAAUUUUUCACGGAGUGAGUUUAGUGAGAGGCAGUUGGAGAGGAUUUGUGGGGUGGAGAUUUUGGGGGAGAAAACUGGGGAGUUGUAAUUACUGACUGAGGUGUUUGUAUACUUUGCUUUGUGUUUGUGGGUUGCGUUUGGGUGUUGGAGCGGGGCGUAAAUCUUUCUGUUUUUGUUUUGCAUAGCUGGGGAGUUAGCUUCAUUCUAUUUUUGUUGUUUGUUGGUUGUUUUGUUUUGUAAAUUGCAUUCAGCGGGUCAUCUUCUUUUUGUGUGUGUGUUUUUGUGUGUGUGUUUUUGUGUGUGUCUGUGUGUGUAUGCCUUUUGUUUGUUGGGUGUGAUAGGGGGAGGGGGUUGUAAAUACAGUGCAGUACUUGGUGUAUCAGGCAGAGGACGUUGAUACCUAGGUAGGUACAUGUACCCAUCUCAUACGUAUCUCAUAAGCACAUUACGUUACAGCACAUUCAUGAUACGAUUUUCAACCCAACUCCCACCUGACCUACGUACUGUAGUAAACUUACUGAUACCAUCAUGGCAGAUAUGAUACAUAUCCUACUCAUCCCCAACGGAUUUCAAUUCAACAAUAGCUAGAGUUUGGGAUUUAUAGGAAAGUA
Messenger RNA from Hymenoscyphus albidus, 2727 nucleotides. The record is from the annotation of a GenBank genome assembly. NCBI's taxonomy places the organism in Eukaryota, Fungi, Ascomycota, Leotiomycetes, Helotiales, Helotiaceae.